AGGACAUUCUCCGGAGUCUCUUCCGGGUUCACGACUCGUAGACGUCUAAAUGGAUCUGAAAGAACCCAAUUCAUGCGUAUAUUAAUAAAAAAAUAGCGUCCUCCGAAAAGUAGGACUUUGUAAUAAUUCUCAGUGGUACUCUUUUGUUGGUGGUUUUUCGUAGGGUCUCGCUUAUACUUUCAGCUUUUCUGAGCUGGGCGAACAUGUCUGCGGAGGAGGCGGACAAAACGACCACCACCGAUGCUAGCGCCGGGGACGAGGAGGAGGAAUGGUUGUAUGGAGAUGAGUCCGAGACCAAAGAGGAGGAUGAAGAAGGAGCAAAGUUAAACACGGAUGUCGGUGCACCAGCUGAUGCUCAAGCAGAAGAUGCUGCUCCUGAACAUGCAACAGGAAACGGAGUUGCGUCUGAGGCCACUGGUGAAACUGCUGGUGAGGAUGUAGAAAGUGACAGCGACAGCGAUGAUGACGACGAUGACGUCCGCGUUACCAUCGGUGACAUUAAGACCGGAGCACCACAAUACACGACUUACGGCACUCCACCUGUUAACCUCAACAUAAAGUCAGGCUCCAGACCUUAUGGACAGGUGUCUUCAAAGCUGAAAGGGGUGGAUCUUGAUGCACCAGGAAACAUCAAUGGCGUCCCGGUGCUGGAGGUGGACGUGGAGUCCUUUGAAGAGAAGCCCUGGAGGAAGCCAGGAGCGGAUCUGUCCGACUACUUCAACUACGGCUUCAACGAGGACACCUGGAAGGCAUACUGCGAGAAACAGAAGAGGCUGCGAAUGGGUCUGGACGUCUCGACAGUCGGAUCUGUGACCAGCAAGAUCACUGUGCAGCAGGGCAGGACUGGCAAUGAGAAGGACAUCUCCAGCUUACCUGUUCACACGUCUAAGACAGACUUCCCAUCUCCAAUCAGUCUGUACAAGUCUGCCAUCGGUCAGGUCGCCAGGAAAUCAAGUGGGACCAUAGAUGUGAUUGGUGGACAGACUGCCACCAUCAGCAGGGUAGAAGGGCGGCGCAGACACAAUUUAGAUGGAAACAAUAUUCAGGUGAUCUCUGAACACUCGACGUCAGACACUGAACCCGCCGCUGCCAAGAUUCCCACCUUCUUCCCACCUGGACCAAUUCCUCCGAACAUACCACCACCCCCUUUUCUUCCUCCACCCCCAAAUGUCAGCACUGCACCUCCACUCAUACCCCCACCCAGAUUGCCCAUUACUGUGCCUCCUCCUGGAUUUCCUCCUCCAACUGGUGGUCCUCCUCCUUCUAUAAUCCCCACUAUGGACAGCCAUGCUGGAGGUUAUGACGGCCGCUCUGUUCCUCCAUAUCCAUUUCCUCAGGGUGCUUAUCCUCCACCUAUGGGCGGCGGUGUCCCUCCACCGUGGCCCGUGAUGAUGGACAACACCAAGCCCUGGGACUAUUAUCCCCGUCGAGAGGAUAAGAGGGAGAAGGAGAGAGACAGACCCCGGGAGAGGACACACGACCGGGAGCGAGAGCGGGAGCACAGCCCCUCAGCUGUGAACUACACCAGUGACGAGGAGCGUUAUCGCUACCGUGAGUACCAGGAGCGCGUUUAUGCAGAGCGCCACCGCGACCGGGCGAGCAGAGAGAAGGAGGACAGACACCGAGAGAGACGGCACAGAGAGAAGGACGAGGGGCGCCACAAAUCUGCUCGCAGCAGCAGCAGCCGUAGGAGGCAUGACAGCGAGGAGGGAGACAGCCACCGGAGGCACAAACACAAAAAGAGCAAGAGGAGCAAGGAGGGGAAGGAGGCCAGCGAGGACAUCGGCGCCGACCAGGAGAACCAGGAGGCCAUGGAGUAGAGAUGAGCGCCCCCCUUCUGCUUUGUCUUUCCGAUGUCCAUUUGUCCUCACACUUCACAGAGGCGGCGAACAUGAACAAGAGACAACAGGUGGAGGUGUCGAUUUCACCUCUUUUUUUUUUUCUGUUAGCCCGUAUUCUCCUCCACCCUGCUGUCAUCCAUCCUCACUUCAGAGUGGAUGAAGAGAGACGAAGGAGCGAGGAGCUCCCCGUCGACUUGAUCCAUCAAUGUCGUCCUUUGGAUAAAGUCAUCUUGAUUUUCAGCGUUCGCUCAGAACCAUUUUCGGCAUCAUUUCUGUUCGUUUGUAGUUCCUGUCACUGAUGAAGACCUCUAGAGAGAAAACCUGUUGAGUUGGAUUAAAACACAAUUUUGAUAAAAAAAAAAAACAACCC
Oryzias latipes (Japanese medaka) is the source of this 2211-nucleotide messenger RNA. RefSeq names its product FIP1 like 1b (S. cerevisiae) (gene fip1l1b). The record is from RefSeq and is a predicted model, not a curated record. Gene Ontology annotation, cellular component: mRNA cleavage and polyadenylation specificity factor complex. NCBI's taxonomy places the organism in Eukaryota, Metazoa, Chordata, Actinopteri, Beloniformes, Adrianichthyidae.